Messenger RNA from Trichomonas vaginalis G3, 804 nucleotides. RefSeq lists its product as uncharacterized. The record is from RefSeq and is a predicted model, not a curated record. Lineage: Eukaryota; Parabasalia; Trichomonadida; Trichomonadidae. The coding region runs from base 1 to 804 and encodes 267 amino acids. The transcript has a single exon.
AUGGAGAGGGCAAUUACAAAUACUCGACAGCUCACAAAUACAUUAAUUGAAGAGUCUAUUUUUUCGCAUUGUACUAAUUCGGAUCAUGGUGCCGCCAUUUUAUCGAAAUCUCUAAAUUCAGUAAUAUCAAAAUGUACAGGAACAUUUUGUGAAACAGAAAGCCAUCAUGGACAGUUUUUUUACCAGACUACAGUUGAAAGAAAUGAAGUUUAUUAUACAGAAAUUAUUUCAUGUGGAAAUUCAAACAGUUAUUAUUCUUCAGUUUUAUACGACGGUAGAUUAGUAAAUAAAUACAAUAACUUCUCUUACAACAAAUGUUUACGACAGUGUGGCCAUCACAUGCAUUUGAACACAGUUAACUCUUCAAUAUCAAUGUAUUUAAAUAUUAUAAAAAACGAAGCGGAAGGAAUCAUAAACAAUUUCCAGACUUUGUUUCAUUUGAUUAAAUACACAAAUACUGUUCAAAACACAAUUACAAAAAGUAACCAAUGUUUAGUUUAUUUAGAUGCUAAUUCAACAGCUUUAUUGAUUUCAUGCGUUAUGAAAGAUAAUAUUUUGAAUUCAGGAGUUUUUGUAGCAUGUUCAAAUCAAUCAAAUUCAAUAACGUUCGAUGGCUGUUACAUUGAUUCUUACGAAGAAACAGAAAGAGUUACAUUUAAUAAUUUAAUCGAUAAUGUUAUAAAAUUUAAUUUGAUCCCAGAUUCACUCUCCUACAAUAAAAGAUUUUUGGAUUGUCAAACAUAUUCUGUCAUUUAUUUUCAAUUUCAUUUUUCUCUAUUUUUUGUAUGCAUCGAUUUGACAUAA